AUGACUGGACAUGCAGCAGCAGCCACAAUCCCAGCGCCUGAGGAUGAAGGCCUGCGUGGGAGCUCCGGUCCCGCUGCCACGGCCGCCCAGGAUGAGAACUUGUAUGCUGUCAUGAAAGACACACAGGCUGAAGAGGACAGACAGCUGGACAGCCAGGCUGUAGUCUCUGAAGACUCCCAAGAUGGGACUUAUGCCCAGAUCAACAGCUUGGUCUCUGAAGACCCUCAGGAUGUGACCUAUGCCCAGCUCAACUGCCUGACCCUCAGGCGGGUGACAAGUGGACCCGCUUCCUCCCAAGAAGAGCCUCCGGCAGAGCCCAGUGUGUAUGCAUCUCUGGCCAUCCGCUAGCCCAAGCAGGACCCACACCCCACACUCCGGGGGUCUGCGAGGUCUCCUGCAGGGAGCCUGAGGGCAAAGGAGCUGCCCACAGUGGGUUCUACCUGAUCCCACCCAGCCUGGAGGCAGGACAAGGACCCAACUACUGGGACCUUGUGGAAACUGCUUCCAGGAAUUCCCAUCACCAUACAGCUGACCUUAGGGUUCCUGUAAAGUGACCCUGACUCCAAGGAUUCCCAUGGAAAUGCCAAGACCACCAAGUGGUAACCCUGGUGGUGGGGGGAAGGGCAGGGCCUACCAACCAGCACUAGGAUAGGACUACUCAGGACCUUCUGUAGGCUUCGUGGCAGCCAGGCAGCCUCCCAGGACCAUCACUGCGAAGCUGGGUCUUAAAUGUCCUUUCCCACAGGCCCCUAAUUAGGACUCACCCACUUCCCAACCCCACCAAAAUGAGCUUUGAAAUCAGUCUGUUCACCUUCUCAAGGGCUUCCUACCAAAACCCAACUACAGUAGUUCGUCUCCACCAGUGACCCCAGGUUCAGCUCUUUGCGCCCACCCCCAACAUUUAACCCCUGACCCCCACUCACUACUUCUCUGCCGGGAAAGGACUCCACCCCACCCCACUGCAAACAGCUGGCUCCCAGCAGCAGACAUGAGUGGGGUGCACUUCCCCUACCCCAACAAGGAUCCCCAGCUGGUAGGCUCCCCAGGCCCCUCUAAGCAAGAGGCAAUGCUCCAAGUGUGAACUUGCUAGGAUGAGGAAGCCUGAACUUUUUCCCACCACAGAAGCCUGUGUGUUCAGAGAAGGAAGGAGAACAGACCCACCAAUAAACACCAGUUCCAAA
Messenger RNA from Puma concolor (puma), 1181 nucleotides. Lineage: Eukaryota; Metazoa; Chordata; Mammalia; Carnivora; Felidae. The record is from RefSeq and is a predicted model, not a curated record.